Paramuricea clavata is the source of this 3924-nucleotide messenger RNA. Lineage: Eukaryota; Metazoa; Cnidaria; Anthozoa; Malacalcyonacea; Plexauridae. The record is from the annotation of a GenBank genome assembly.
GCAUAAAGGCAGACUGUCAGAUGAUGUAACAUUAAAAACAUCAAAAUUCUUGCAACAAUUCAUCAAGGUUUAAUAACCAUUCAAUUCAGAAACUACUGGUGACACCAAGGGAAGAUUUCUACAGCAAGAAGAUCACUAAAGAGACUAAUAAACCACUGAUACUCAAUGCAAGCGAGUGUUAAAAGCGUUCAUCCAUAGCGUUGGGCGAUAUUUUCAAAUUGGUGGUCAAAGAGAAUUGAUACAGACAUUUUUUAUUGUAGCGAAAAUAUUUGGGUGUUCGUCGGUCAUUUGAAUGGCGGAGGUUUCAGCUGGGCCAUGUAAGUCAUUGGGGUAGUUAGACCAGCGCUCACUACACUAGAGACAUACACCUUACGAUUGAUGUUCACGGUAGACUGCUAACUACGAACGCCAAGUCCAAAUCGUAUUUUGAACUCAAUUGUUAGCUGUUCGAAGUCAAGACAACUUAAAGCAUGAAUUAGCAAUUUAUAGCUGUCGAAGACUUGUAAAUGCGAUUUCAAAUGUGUCGUCUGUCGUAAACGUCAAUCUCAACUGUAGCGGGCCUCAGCCAGACAACACACCGGAUCUCGCUCCCUCGGCAUCAAUACUGAUAAUCGUUCAGGAGUUAUUUAUCAGUACUAAAAACUCCCCCCUAGUUUCAGUUUCGAUCUAUUUUAUCACAGAAGGAAAUCAUGAAAUUGCUAAAUUCGAUAUUAAAAUUUUGGAUAAGCGACGUUCCGAUUUAGGCACUUUUUUGGCCAUUGCCCAUGAUUCAAUGAUGAGAUUACAGGGACAUUUCAAGCUCUAGAUUAACAAAAUAAAGGUUUGAUGACGAGUGUUCCCAAAAGGGUGUUGAUGGGGUAAAUCGUGAGUCGUGAUUCACUCAAUUCGGUUACCGUCAGUCGUGAAAACACUAAAACGUAACCCAAAUUAUAUUGAAAGUCUAAAUCGAUCUGUGAUAUAAUAACUGUUGGAAUAAGCACCAGCUUUUGGGUACUACUUGUGUCUUGUCAAGGGCAGGGCAUUUUUUAACUGUCAAACUAGUGGAGCAUUUACCUUAGCUAGUAUAGACCUUUGCUUGCCCCAGUAACGAAGCAAGAUUUGGCCAUCUUGGCGUCGCUUUUCUCAUAGCCAUAGGCCGAAUGAAAAAAUGCCGACGUUCUUGCUCAAGAUCAUUGCUCCAGAUAUACAUAUAUCGCUCACUGGAUUGAGUGUUUCCACAUGGUAUUAACCUAUUUCUACAUUUCAUUUAAGAUCUUUUUCUGGUGUUCAUCGUCGUGCUCAUUGUCCUGCUAUAUCUCCUCAACAAGAAACUAGACACUAUGCCCCCAAAUAUAGACCCGCGCGCGCAAGACGAUGAUGGCGAAGAAUUGCUGACGUCAACAGAAUAUACUGAUUAUACAUCAAAUGACAUCACUCCGUACAGUAGUGAAUAUAGCACAGAGUAGUGUAAUGUAGUACAAUGUUAGCUUUUAAAACUGGUUUACACUAUCAAAGUUUCUGUGAUCACAGUAGGAAUUUUGCAUCGGUAAAUUCUAAGUUUUGAAGGAUUUGUAAGAAAUGCUUGUUAGUAAGUUCUUUGAAUGUUUGCAUGGCGAUAAAAUAUAAUUGUUUUUGUUUGUGGAAACACCACGUAAAUUUACUAGAUUUGCUUGUUAGUGUUUAAUACCGAGUCAGUUUCCUCAAACAUUUCUUACAAAUCCUUCAAAACGUAGAAUGUAUCUUUGCAAAAUUCCUACUGUGAUCACAGAAACUUUGAUAGUGUUACCCAGCCUUCAAGCAGUGUCGCCUGCUGAACGAUGUGAUUUAGUCGGAGUGAAACUAAGUCAGAGAAUAGACUACAAAGAAGCCGGACUUCUUGAUUUUUCCUAUGAUUUUCCAAUGAUUUUGGCGUAAGCGCGUAAUUCGUCAUCAAAAUGCUGACGCCAUGGGCCUAGCCAGUGCGCGUUUGAGAGGCAUUCCGUCUACCUUUAUCAUAGAUAUCUUAUAUAUACACUAGAUAGUGCAACUAAUUAUUCUGCAAUUCAAAAAUUGAAGCCGUGAUUGCAGACUCAGGAUAUUCCCAUGAAAUGAGAAGACUCGUAUGUUUUCUAUUUCUUAAACAGGGAACUUAAACAUUAAGUUAAACCUAUUCCAAAUACGUUUUCAAACUAUUCAAAUGAUGAAAGUUGUUGUUGUUUUUUAAGCGUUUAUUAGCGAGUGGGAAACUCCAACAUGGCCGCCAUCUAUUCAAAUGGGGGUAACCGCUGGAAUAUUCUUGGUUUCAAUUUUACUAAAAGAGAUGCGCUAUCUAGUGUACAUAUAUAAGAUAUCUAUGGCCUUUAUUCUGUGAUAAGUUUUUUGUAGCAAAUUUGUGGAAAAGGAGUGGCGAUGAUAUUGUAUGGGUUUAAUAUGGCUCUUUAUGUAAUAAACGUUGGUCUAAUUAACACCAAAUCUUCAAUUUAGAUAAAUUUAUUAAAAUAAUUUGAUUUUUGCUCUCCAAACAUGUUAAAAAAUUGUCACAUUGUCGCAACGAAUAAAAUCACAUCGCUCAGCAGGUGACACUGGCUAACAUGUCAAGGUCACUGGAUGACGAAUGUAAUAGUGUCGAUAUAUCUCUAUAAACUGAUUUACAUCAGCACACAAAAGACAAGAUAUGUCACAACAAGGCAAUUUUUGUUGCAACUUGCAAUGAUAUUUCUGACAUAGAGCGAUGUUAUCUAAAACGUCUCGGUGAAAUUGUGAGUAUGGCCCAAGAUCUAUUCUGCUGACAUUUUCACCCCAUUCUUUCAUUUUUCAUUCCUUAAGAGCAUGUGAUGAAAGUUUCCGCAGAAUGCACGUCAUUCUCACAACUAGAUCACCAACUCUGUGUCAAACAUUGGUGAGUGUUGAUGAGAGUUGACAAAAUAAAGGUUUUUCGUCAGAGUGUCCCAACUAUGUUUUAACUUAAAUAAAAUAGAUGAUAGUGUUAGGAAAGCAUUGGAUUAUAAUCUUGAACUGUCGAUCGCACUAAUGUAUGGAUGCAAAAGCUUGUUCAACAGGGUUACUACAGUAAAACCCCGCAUAUAAGACUUAGAUUUUAAGAACCUAUUAGGCUAAAAUUGCUUAUUUAUAGACCCCCGUUAUAUAAGAAACUGUUUAAGCUAAAAUUUCAAACAAGUUCUUAUUAUCAUGAUUUUUCUGUGUUGGUGUAAUGUACUCAGGUGAAUAUGAUGCUUGUGAUGUUACUCUGAGUGUAUAUCCACACCGGGCAAGCUUGAAAAAUUCUGUUCCGAAAUAUCACAUACUCGAACCGACCAGAUCGCGUAGCUCAGUUGGCAGAGCAUUGAGCUAGUAUUCCAAAGGUCGUAGGUUCGAUUCCCACCGUGGUCAGGCAUAUUUUUCAAGCUUGCCCGGUGUGGAUAUACACCCAGAGUAACAUCACAAGCAUCAGGUUCUUAUUAUAUUUUUAUCACUCUGAAAGUUGAAACUAAAAAUUUAUAAAUCAAAGAAAACAUAUUCUUCUCUUCAUUUGGGCAAAAUUUAUAUCAUUUUCUACACCAACCAAAAAUGAGUUGCUUUCUCUUUAGAAGAUAAGAACCUAUUUAAUUUUAAGAACCUGUUUAGCCUAAUUUUACGAUAAGCAUCAUUUAUAUAAAAACCUGUUUAGGCCAACUUGGAAAAUCUAGGUUCUUAUACGCGCGGGGGUUUCCUGUCAUUUUUCAAUUGAAUAAAAAUAAUUUGUAUUUCAAAGGUAUAGGUUGUCGAAUAGCUGACCGCGACUUUCAAGGAUAAUCGAGCACGUAAAGUUGGCUAAUGAUCAUUCCUGGAAACUUUUAUUGUGCAAGCCAGCUUUAAUGUACAGAUUAUACAAAUAUAUGUACAGUCGCUCAAAAAUGUGCUGUGGCAUUUUUUCAGUGGUAUUGAUUUUUAUAUACACAUUGAUGGGAGAUGGGACUUCUUACAGCC